AUGCUGCCGAUCCCGGACAACCUCGCGUACCCUAUCGAGGAGAAGACAUGGGGGAAAUCCGUCGAUACACUCGAUGAGAAGAACCAGACGGAAGGAAUACUAAACGGCCAUAUAACUUGUGUAUUGCGGGCAUGGAAAAUGAUGGGCAUUACCGACCGUGCCCUAUGGAACGAUUUUCGCGAAGAAUUCGAUGGAUGGACUCUGGACACAUUCAAGGUGGCAAGGAAAACCGCAUUGAAGAUGAUUCGAAUCCACCUGACUACACACGGAGUAUGGAUCAAGAUAGCCAUCGGUGUAUCAUACGCGAAGGGAUUGUAUGACUGUCUCCAGGAGGACACUCAACACGAAUGGACCAAAGAAGACAUCGAGGCCUAUCUGAAGGAGCACCCGGACAACUUCAACUCUAGAUGGAACCCUGCGCGCGAUCAAUCACCAACCAUCCGGCCAAAUGCCUCGGCGGCACGAGCUACUUUGGUGAACCUACCAAAUCCUUAA
Molecule: messenger RNA, 495 nt
Organism: Penicillium subrubescens
Lineage: Eukaryota; Fungi; Ascomycota; Eurotiomycetes; Eurotiales; Aspergillaceae
Exons: 1
Coding region: 1-495 (164 amino acids)
Source: RefSeq, a predicted model, not a curated record